Messenger RNA from Guillardia theta CCMP2712, 2121 nucleotides. RefSeq lists its product as hypothetical. NCBI's taxonomy places the organism in Eukaryota, Cryptophyceae, Pyrenomonadales, Geminigeraceae. Gene Ontology annotation, cellular component: nucleus. The transcript has 19 exons. The record is from RefSeq and is a predicted model, not a curated record. The coding region runs from base 1 to 2121 and encodes 706 amino acids. Gene Ontology annotation, molecular function: RNA binding; pseudouridine synthase activity. Gene Ontology annotation, biological process: mRNA pseudouridine synthesis; tRNA pseudouridine synthesis.
AUGACGUGUGAGGACGAAGAAUCUGGGGAGGACGAGAGUUUUGACAGCAGCCAAAUCUUUUUCAAGGAUAAGAGCAUACAGAAGGACUUUGAGCGGUUCUGUGCUCAUGGUGUGAUAUCCUCUGUCGACUCUGAGCUGCACAAGAGUUUAAAGCAUGACAACGCGACCUCUGGGGCUGCUGAAGAGCACAAGCAUGUCCGAGGGCAGGAGAACCAGACGUUGGGGAAGGAGGAAAGCAACGAGACCGCAGCGAGGACGGAUGCAGCUUCGAUGCGUCUGCGAGGAGGAACGCGAUCAAGACGGCCACAUGCUCCGGUUGUGAGGAAGGAUGUUCAAGAGAAACCGAGCUCCAUCUUUUCUUCUUUGCUCCAGUCUCUCAGUGGCAUAAGAAGCUUCUUCACCUGCGGUUGGAAUGCCGCGAAGAGGAAGGGAUCCGGUCAAACUUCCACGCACGGGAAUGGAGUUGAGACGAUGGAUGCACAAGGGCAGGCUGAGACGCUGCGGGAUGAAGUUCCAAAGGCCGCAGGGCAGGGGGGGACGAGCUACCGGUCACACAAGUUGAAAAGGCUCAACAGCUUGAUUCUGGUGGGUUACCUCGGGACCAAGUUCUGCGGAUCUCAGAUCCAGCUCAAGCCACGAUCGACAGUGAAGAGAAGAGACCAACCCUCCGGCGAGAUGCCUGAUGAUGUCAGUGAGGACACAGGGGAGACGGAUGGGACCCGCGGCUUUGCGCAUCCAACAGUGGAGCAAGAGCUCAUGGAGGUGUGUCACCAGGCUGGAUUGAUCGCCGUGUUGAACCCGGAGAACCCAAAACAACUGUGCCUGAGCCGGGCAAGUCGCACAGAUAAGGGCGUGCACGCAGCGUUGAAUGUCAUCUCGAUGAAGCUGCAGCUGAAUCGCUCAACUGGCCAUGAUGAGGCCGACGGAGUUCACGUGGAGGUGAAAGCAAUGACAGGCUCUCAGUACUAUCUCACUCCCCCGGCUUCAGGAGCUCGCAACAUCUGCUCCCUGCGAACCUACGAGUAUCUUCUGCCUUCCUGUCUUCUCGGGGCGGAGACUGCUGACAUCGAUCAGAAGGUGGACAAACUCAACAGCUUGUUGAAGAAAUUCUCCGGCAACAAAUUCUUCAUCAACUUCUGUGGAAGGGACAGCGUGUCCGAUUCUCUGUUCCAAACGGUUCCUUCCCAAUCGAACACCAGUGACGAAAAUCUGGACUUUUGGCGUGCGAAAAAGUUUCCUAAGAGAUCCAUUGUCGACUCGAAACGAGUCGUUUAUCGUUGUCACGCCGAGCCAAUCACUUUACACUUUGACGACGGAAACGCCUCAGCCUCUUUCGUGAAGAUUGAGAUCUGCGCAAACAGCUUCAUGCUGCAUCAGAUCCGCAAGAUGAUCGGAACCUGCCUCGCAGUUCUUCACGGCUCUAUCCCAGAGCUCUAUCUCGAUAUGCCCAAGGCGUUGCAGGGAGAUUAUCGCCUGCCUUGUCCUCUUGCCCCAGGCUCGGGGCUUAUCCUAACCAACAUGUCCCUGUGGGAUGAGAGAAAGGAACGAUUCAAGGCGGAGGUGCCUGAGGAUGUAGCGGAAAAGUCUCUGGAAUACAAGCAGCGAGUGGUGUAUCCGCACGUGGCAGCCAUGUUCAGAGAGGGCGGCAGGGGAGAUGCUGAGUUCAAGGUUUUCUAUGGGAGUCUCGGAAGGUUCUCCGACGCCGUCCUAUUGCAUGCAGGAGUCAACAACAUGAGCCGGUUGUUAAACUACAUUCACUCUCAAGUCCAGCUAAGCUCAUCCCAAGUCAACGACGCGCAUCGGUGGAGAGGAGACAGGGAAGCUGCAUCCCCGACCGCGAAGAGCAGACAGGACAGAGCGUCUCUGAUCCAGAACGUCCUGAAGCAGAAGGUCAAGGCCUCCGGUGCCGUUUACCCCAAAGGCACCAUGAACGAGAUUUGCUUCCAGUACGGGAUACUGCCCGGGCCUCUGCUCAACGAGGUCAGGAGAGAGAUCAUCCGUGCUGUCGGUAUCGGCCUCCUGCCCAUCUCCAACCACGACAUGGCUCCCUUCCUCCAACACGCCAGGCACUACCUCGAAACAAAGGGGAUGACGUUUGUCGUCAAUGGAGACUCAGUCUAG